Daldinia caldariorum is the source of this 1451-nucleotide messenger RNA. RefSeq lists its product as uncharacterized. The transcript is spliced from 7 exons. The record is from RefSeq and is a predicted model, not a curated record. NCBI's taxonomy places the organism in Eukaryota, Fungi, Ascomycota, Sordariomycetes, Xylariales, Hypoxylaceae. Gene Ontology annotation, molecular function: arylformamidase activity. Bases 275 to 1267 code for a protein of 330 amino acids.
GGGAAAUCGGACAUCUUGCGACGGAUAAGCUUGAUAGGUGGUGCAUAGCGCUAACGUAGUGCGAUGAUGGUUUGCGUUACCCCGGAUGGGUGUAGUAGGCUAUUGUAUUUCCCCGCCGGUUGAGGGCAUGUUAACUCUAUCUGCCUCAGGAUGAACUUUGUAUUAUUGUUCACGAUCACCCAUUUUAUCCUUCGUAAAUCUACUAUUGCUGCUACUAUUGCUGCUACUUGGUAUUGUUGAAUGAUUGUUUAGCCUUACUUUGAUAUUAGCCGAUAUGGAGCUUCCCUUGAGAAAAGACUUGCGGCCAAAAGCUGGCGAGCCCGAAGACUCGGCGUGGAUAUGGGGAAGCGAUGAUGAGCUGGGCAGACUAAACCUGCAAACGCCAGAAAGAGUGAAGAAGGCACUGGAGACCAUCUCUUCUGGGGAAGUCAUCCCGCUCAAUCUCCCGUUCGACCAAGUCGCACCCCCCUGUUAUGGGCGACAGGCUUUUAAACAUUCAAUCCAUCCUCUGGGACAAGUUGGAUUCGACGAUGUUUAUGAUAUAAACCCUCAAAGUACUUCUCAAUGGGAUGGAUUCCGUCAUUUCUGUCACGUUCCCACAAGGCUAUUUUAUAACGGUACUACUGCCGAGGAUAUUCAGGGCGCAAAAGCCUCAACUAAAUGCGGAAUGCAAGCGUUGGCGAAACGUGGCAUCGCAGGCAGAGGCAUACUGCUAGACUAUGGCCGCUGGGCCGAGGCUAACAACAUACAGCCGGUAUACUACGAUAACUUCAAAAUUACCCAUAGCGAUCUUGUCAACGUGGCGCGGUCUCAGGGGAUCGAUCUGAGACCGGUCGCCCAAGGAGGCGAUAUCCAGAUCGGAGACAUCCUGGUGGUUAGAUCUGGGUUUAUAAAGAAUGCAAACUCGCUCACGUAUGAGAAGAGGGCUUCCCAACACCUGCGGAAGAAUAUAUUCGGACCUGAUGACGGACAGCGCUAUAUAGGCGUGGAACAGAGCGAGGAGAUCCUCGACUUGCUGCACGAUUCCUACAUCUCGGCCGUAGCUAGCGACCAUCCGGCAUUUGAAGCGUGGCCAUCCGAGAAAGAUUAUUAUCUUCACGAGAAGCUCUUGGCGCUCUGGGGGAUUCCAAUCGGUGAGCUUUGGGACCUCGACAGACUUGCAGAGAAGUUGGCCGAGAAGAAGCAGUGGACAUUCUUCCUAUCGAGUGCGCCUAACCACGUAAAUGGUGGUAUAUCAAGCACCGCAAACGCUGUGGCUAUCGUAUGAGGUGGAUAGGUGGAUAGAUUCUGUAGUGAUACUGUCGCAAAUAGUUUGAAUAAAUGUGAGAGAAAGCCUGAAAAGGGUUUCUUGAUCAAAUUAUGCCCUGGCAGAAUCGCGUCAAAAAAGAUGCCCCCCAAGCUAGUACAUAAUAUUCCAAAACAUACUCUUAUUUUCAUUGCUAAUAACGCUU